Molecule: messenger RNA, 1149 nt
Organism: Thyridium curvatum
Lineage: Eukaryota; Fungi; Ascomycota; Sordariomycetes; Thyridiales; Thyridiaceae
Exons: 3
Coding region: 1-1149 (382 amino acids)
Biological process (GO): regulation of transcription by RNA polymerase II
Cellular component (GO): nucleus
Molecular function (GO): DNA-binding transcription factor activity, RNA polymerase II-specific; RNA polymerase II cis-regulatory region sequence-specific DNA binding
Source: RefSeq, a predicted model, not a curated record
AUGACGAUGACCAUCGACAGCAAUCAACAGCGCUUUGCUGGCGGGCUCAACUACGACCACAUGUCUUCUUAUCCGACGUCUCAGCCUCAGUUCACGAACCCCUGGGUCUCGUCGUCGUCGGCAGCGGUCCCCCAGAGUGGUGCCUCGCAUGGCAUGUACAGCGGCAACCAGCAAGGAUUGAACCCCAAUCCGCUGAGCCUCGACACUCUGAAGCAUCACCAGCCGCAGCAGCCAGUCUCCCGGGCGAGCACGAGUAGCAGUGCCUCAAUGGGUUCUUUUGGAUCCAUCCCGGUGACGUCUGCGUCAGCAGGUAGCCCUCUCAGUAUGACGCACAACGCCUUUGUUGGACAACAGGACUUACUCUCAUUACCCCAAGAUCUCCUGAACAUGAAUCGCAUGCCGCACCACCAGACCACCUCGGCCGCCUACCCGGAAGCCGCCUACACGACGUCUGCCUCUCCCAUCCACUCCAACUACGCCGCCUCGCCCACGCCCUACGACUCGCUCGGCUAUGCGCCGGCCCCGAUGCGUUCCACCUUUGCCAUGGCUCCGGAAACCGAGCAGAGAAGAAGCAUGCAACACGACGAUCGCCGCAGCUUUGCCGAUGCCAUUGAGGCGAGCCACGGCAUCCUGUCCCUGAGCCAGGAGACACCGCGCCCUAUCUACGGUAGCCGGACCCGGGGCUCUGGUGACUCGUACGGUUUCCCCUCCACGCACUCGACGAGCUCCAGCGUCUCCAGCACCGGCUUCAGCGGCUACUACGGCGGCUCCGUCGAUUCGAGCGUCAGCGACUACUCGACUGCCGGCUCGGACAUUGAGUCGGUUACCUCAAGGACACUACCCCGGCCCCAGGGCAUGAUGGCCAGCCAGGUGCCGCCGGCGCCCCAGUCCAUGAUGGGCCAGUUCAGCUCCAAGGUCUCGAGCAGCACGCAAAAGAAGCACAAGUGCAAGGUUUGCGACAAGCGAUUCACCCGCCCGAGCUCGCUCCAGACGCACAUGUACAGCCAUACCGGCGAGAAGCCUUUCUGUUGUGAGGUUGAGGGCUGCGGCCGCCACUUUUCUGUCGUCUCGAACCUCCGGCGCCACCGCAAAGUACACAAGGGACAAGCGCCAUCUGAGGCCGGUUCGGAGGAUCACCACUCUGAUUGA